This is a messenger RNA of Heterobasidion irregulare TC 32-1, 1576 nucleotides long. RefSeq lists its product as uncharacterized. The transcript is spliced from 8 exons. The coding region runs from base 1 to 1338 and encodes 445 amino acids. The record is from RefSeq and is a predicted model, not a curated record. Lineage: Eukaryota; Fungi; Basidiomycota; Agaricomycetes; Russulales; Bondarzewiaceae. Gene Ontology annotation, molecular function: tRNA (cytidine-N3)-methyltransferase activity.
AUGCACCUCAAGUCCGCCUCUUCCGUCCGCGACCCCGCUGCCCGCGCCCCUCCCUUUGGCUCCAGGUCCGUCCCCCCCGUCUCUCUCUCUCUCUCUCUCUGUCGCCGGCACCCACCGCCCGCCCGCAGGCUGCUCACCGACGACGCCGACGUCUGGUCCCAGAAUGCGUGGGACCACGUCCCGCCCCCCGACGACCAGGACCACCUCGUCGCCGCCUCCCUCGCCCGCCAGCGCGCCGCACCCGUCCCCGACCACGACCAGCAGAAGUACAACGCCACCCCCGCCCGCCACUGGGACAACUUCUACCAGAUGAACGCCGCCAACUUCUUCAAGAACCGCAAGUGGCUCCCCCUCGAGUUCCCAGAGCUCGUCGCCGCCGCCCAGCCCUCCGCCGGCCCCCAAACCGUCGUCGAGAUCGGAUGCGGCGCAGGCAACUCCAUCUUCCCCCUCCUCGCCCAAAACACGAACCCCCACCUCUCCAUCCACGCCUACGACUACUCCUCCCACGCCGUCAAGCUCGUCCAGAACAACCCGCUCUACGCCGCCCCGCCCUGCGGCUCCAUCCACGCCGCAGUCUGGGACCUCGCAUCCUCCCCCGCCGCAGACGGCGACGGCGACGGCGGCGACAGCGACAGCGCCCUGCCCCCCGGCCUCGCACCCGCCAGCGCCGACCUCCUCGUCCUCGUCUUCGUCCUCAGCGCCCUCCACCCCCACGAGUGGCCCCGCGCCCUCGCCAACAUCCACCAGGCGCGUCCCCUGCGCAUCCUCAAGCCCGGCGGCCGCGUCCUCCUCCGCGACUACGGCCGCCACGACCUCACCCAGCUCCGCUUCCGCGCCGGCCGCCUCCUCGCGGACAACUUCUACAUCCGCGGCGACAAGACCCGCGUCUACUUCUUCGAGCUCGACGAGCUCGCGCUGCUGUUCACGGGCGCGCGCGCGCCGGCGCAGACUACGACCGCCGAGCACGUCGUCGAGGAUGACAGCGCGGACGCGGACGCGGGCGAGGGCGAGGGCGGGGGCGAGGGCGAGGGCGAGGGCGAGGGCGCCGCCGCGUCCGCCUCGCACACCCCCGACCCCGACCCCGACCCCAGCGCUAGCGCCAGCGCCAGCGCCACCCCCGAGCCCUCCUCCUCCACCCUCCACCCCGCGCCCGCCCCCGCGCCCGCCCCCGCGAUCCACCCCUCCCUCCUCCCCGCGCCGCUCCGCCUCCCGCACUGCCCGCCCCACCCGCUCUUCGCCGCCGCCCAGCUCGGCGUCGACCGCCGCCUCCUCCUCAACCGCAAGCGCCAGCUCAAGAUGUACCGCGUCUGGAUGCAGGCCCAGUUCGUCAAGCUCUAGGAUCGCACGCGCGGUGCCGGGGCGCGGUGCCGCGGAGCAGCGUGUGUAGGCACGGGGGGUGGGCCGUGCAGGGGGGGGGGCGAGGUUGGGCGAGAGCAGGGGAGGCUGUCUCGUACGGACGGCGUCGGCGUCGGCGUCGUGCAGGUGUAGCUUAUCACUCCCGACUGUAGCCUUUAACCACCCUUCCCCUCGUCUCACAAAAACAACGCCGCAUCCGGUGUUUUAUUGUGUCUCUUUC